Molecule: messenger RNA, 1108 nt
Organism: Neurospora tetrasperma FGSC 2508
Lineage: Eukaryota; Fungi; Ascomycota; Sordariomycetes; Sordariales; Sordariaceae
Exons: 2
Coding region: 1-1083 (360 amino acids)
Biological process (GO): regulation of transcription by RNA polymerase II
Cellular component (GO): core mediator complex; mediator complex
Molecular function (GO): transcription coactivator activity
Source: RefSeq, a predicted model, not a curated record
AUGGCAUUUGAUCCAUCGGUUAACGCCGGGCCUCCUCUCGACGAGAUUCAAUGGCACACUCCUCCUCAGUUCGAAGCAGGCAUCCACUCAAACAGCAUCCUCUACUACUUCGCUCAAUCGCCAUUCUAUGACAAGACCUCCAACAAUGAGGUCGUUUUCCAACAGGGUCUCAACAACCAGGCCAUGUCCCAAUAUCUCGCCACCCGGGAGCUAUUCGAGAGUCGACUGAGGGAAAUGUCUGGGCUGGAGUUCAUUGUUGCUCAGGAACCCGCUGAGACAGGUCCGGGGAUGGGUACAGGUGUGUGGGUGAUCAACAAGCAGACGAGGAGGAAGCGCCCACCGACGAACCCCGCGAGACCUGAGGAUGGCCCGCCCGACGAGAUCAUCGUUCAUUCGGUCUACUUUGUGGUGGGCGAGAACAUCUACAUGGCACCCACACUGGCAGAUGUUCUUAGCUCCCGAAUCGGAGCAAUCGCCACCGCCAUCACCAAGACCAUCCCCCUAGUAGACGAAGUAUCCGACUGGGCUCCCGCCGUCGGUCGCCGCUACAUCACUCCCGCCCAACCAUCCGCUGGCGCUGGUGCGGCUAGCGGUACAACCAACUAUACCGCCUCGCGAACCGCCACUCCUCUCCCCGACGGUCUUCCCAGUACGGCAACUACCAACAAACCCGGCGCCAAGGCCGGCGGCGGAACCACCACAAACGACCCCCUCCUCGACUCCCUCCUUAUGGAAGAAGCCCUCCUCACCCACGAACGCUACGGCACCGAAUACAUGGACGAGAACCCCAUCACCGGCAAGCCGGGCGACUUCCACCUGACCUCGACCGGCCGCAAGACGCAAACCAAGAGCGCGUUGACCCUUAAGGAGGCGGCGGCCGCGCUGCCGGCUUUGAACACGAAGGGCUUGGGAGCCGCGGGAAGUAAUCCACUUGCUAAAGGAGCGGCGGCGGCGGCGGCUGCGAAUGCGAAUGCCGUGACGGGUAAGGAGACCAAGAGCCCGAAGACGCCGGGUGGCGGUGGACCGCCGAAGCCGAAGAGGAGGAAGAGUAAAAAUGUCAUUACUACCCCCGGUGCGGCUUAGAAGGAGCACGGGGGAGAUAAAGCAC